Molecule: messenger RNA, 874 nt
Organism: Exaiptasia diaphana
Lineage: Eukaryota; Metazoa; Cnidaria; Anthozoa; Actiniaria; Aiptasiidae
Product: iodotyrosine deiodinase 1
Molecular function (GO): oxidoreductase activity
Source: RefSeq, a predicted model, not a curated record
CAUAGCUCACAACAUCGAUCGCUACGGUUGACUGACAUUGACCGAAACAACAUGGAAGCUUCAGCACCAUUAAUCGCGGCCUAUUGGCCGUAUCUUGCCGCCAUUGUCCUUGGAAUAGUACUAACGGAGGUUUUUAAAUCGUUUACAGGMGACAAGAAGCCACUACGCCAUAAAACAGACGUGGACCCAUUGCAAGAUAGCAGCAUCGCUAAAGAUCCACUCGAUGUCGCUAWAGAGGACUCUGAAACACCCCAUAUACCGUAUCCUUACUUUGACGAAUUACAUACUGAAGARGAGAUGAAGAAGAGGGCACGGGAGUUUUAUGUGCUCAUGAAUAAACGCCGGACGGUUAGGAGUAUAUCUCCAAAGCCAGUUCCUUUGGAGGUCAUUGAAGACAUAGUUCGCGUGGCAGAACUAAAGGAAAAGAUUCGUGAAAUAGUAGAAGAAGAAGAACACGUCAACUACGCUAAGCGAAUGGGAGAAAAAUGGGUUAAAGACUUGGAGCAUUUAAAGACAACUUGGUCGAAACCAUACAUCAGCAAUGCACCAUACUUGAUACUCAUCUUCAAACAGGUUUAUGGAAGGACGCCAGAUGGGGAAAAGAAAGUUCACUACUAUAAUGAAAUAAGCGUUUGUAUAUCAUGUGGACUACUUCUAGCGGCAAUCCAAAACGUUGGCCUGGUAACAGUCACAAGUACGCCCAUGAAUGCUGGACCCAGGCUUCGUGAACUGCUGAAUCGCCCGGCCAACGAAAAGCUUCUACUGCUGUUACCAGUUGGUUAUCCUGCAAAAGAUGCCUACAUACCAGACCUAAAAAGGAAGCCUUUGAGUGAAAUUAUGGUGCAUAAGUGAUAAUAAAAAUUAAUCCAAUUCA